AAAACUAUCGUCACCGGUCACCGGCAACUAAUCUCCGGUCACAAAAUCUCUCUCCAUCUUUCUCUCUCCAUUUCUCCAUAAAUCUUGGUUCAUCUUUAGGAAGAUUGAGAGUGUUUGAAGUUGAAAUCAAGUGCUAUUUGGAUGAAGGCGAUGCUGUGGAUAUAGACGAGUUUGAAGGUUCUGAAAAGUAUCAAUUUGCACGACGUUAUGCCAAGUGAUACGGGAGAUGAAGAAUCUUGUGCUAAGCCCCUUGGAAGAUUGCCUGUCUUAUUCUAUGGCGUGGGACACAUGCUCAAUGACAUCACAUCAGCUUGUUGGUUCACAUAUCUCCUAGUCUUUUUGACGGAAAUUGGACUAUCCCCAAGGAAUGCUGCUGUUGUCAUGCUCUCAGGUCAGGUAGCUGAUGCAUUUACCACUAUAUUUGCUGGUGAACUGAUAGACAGGUUUGGACAUUUCAAAAUAUGGCAUGGUGCUGGCUCUGUUCUGGUUGCUGUUUCCUUUUCUUCUGUAUUUGGUGGCUGUUUACCUUGUAACAUCCUUGGUACCGAUUCAUCUACUUUGGAAACCAUUGGAUAUAGCACAUUUGCUGCAAUAUUCAAUGUUGGCUGGGCGGCAACUCAAGUUUCUCACAUGGCUAUGGUGAAUUGCAUUACCCUUGACUCAACAAAUAGAGUGGUGCUGAAUAGUUGUCGUAACGCCUUUACAAUGGUUGCCAAUCUCACACUGUAUGCAGUUGCUUUAAUUGUCUUCAAUUUAAGCUCGUCAGCUACCCUUUUUGACAUAGAAAAUCAAUAUCGCUGGAUUGCUUAUUUGUCUAUUUUCAUUGGAUGCUGCUUUGUUGGUAUAUUUCUUCUGUGGACCAAAGAACCAAGACUGAAGCAAGGAGUCCAUGGUAGAAGUUAUGCAAGGAUAUCUUGGUCUUAUUGGUUUAAAAAGCUCCUGUACUACCAAGUUGCUCUUGUUUACAUGCUUACUCGAUUGGUGACCAAUGUCUCCCAGUCGUUUCUCGCAUUCUUCGUCAUUAAUGAACUGCGGAUGGCUCAAUCAUCUAAAGCUUUGGUUCCUGGAAUCAUAUAUAUCUGCAGCUUCAUUGUGUCCAUCCUUCUGCAGGAAAUAUCAUGGACUGGGAAACGGGUGAAAGGGUUCUACUCUGCUGGAGGCGUUCUUUGGAUUCUUUGUGGUGCUUCGAUUCUCUUCCUACCAAGCCACCUGAAUUUUCUUAUGUACCCCUUAUCAAUAGUGAUUGGCAUUGCAAAUGCCCUUAUAAUGGUGACUGCUAUCAGUAUGCAAAGCUUUCUUGUUGGUCAGGAUCUGAAUGGAUGUGCUUUUGUCUACGGAUCAUUGAGCUUUCUGGACAAAAUGUCUUGUGGGAUUGCGUUAUAUUUACUCGAAUCUUACCAAAUUUCUUUAGCAGAUACAUCAAGAGACUUGCAGGGUUGUAAUGCCAUAGUGGCCUGUUUUACAGUAACAAGAAACGCUUUUGGACUAGUUCCUGCCAUUUGCGCCCUAAUUGGGGUUGUCGCUACCUACACAAUGGAGCUCCACACAUCAUCUCCUAAACCUAUAUUGGAACCCUUAUUAUUGGCAUAAUUUACUACAGAGAAGAUAAUUAAGCAUUGAUGUUCACAGUGAAACCGCUUAAACACGAUAAAAACUACACGACCUACAUUGCAAUGGCAUCAUAUAUGAUCUGGAUCCAGAUUCAGAAAUAUUAGGUCUAUAAUAUAUAGAAGUUUGAUCAGUCAUAGGAUGUACAUUAAUUCUUUCCUGGUUUUGUUAUGAUAUCUAGUUACAUUAGUUUCUGCUAAACAUUUGUUGGUUCUUCUUUUCGGUAAGAAGAAGUUAUAAUCAAGGUUAGCAGGCUGUCAAACAAUAUGGUCCUAGUUUAAUCAAAAUACCAUUUGUACCCUAAUUUCCAUCAAUUAGUCCUUUCAGUUUUUACGAUU
Molecule: messenger RNA, 1946 nt
Organism: Impatiens glandulifera
Lineage: Eukaryota; Viridiplantae; Streptophyta; Magnoliopsida; Ericales; Balsaminaceae
Product: major facilitator superfamily domain-containing protein 12-like
Exons: 13
Coding region: 208-1590 (460 amino acids)
Biological process (GO): carbohydrate transport
Cellular component (GO): membrane
Molecular function (GO): symporter activity
Source: RefSeq, a predicted model, not a curated record